AUGCGCAUUUCAGAAUAUGGCCCCACCACGUAAACAAUGCAGCUCAGCGCAGCGGUGAAGCGCCGCCACAUCGGACUCCAGCAGUUAGAGGCCAUAGCUGCCUCCACACAUGGCUUUCUGGGUCCCAACAAAUGGCCCAAGUUGAUCCAGGAUGAAGAUGCCGGCGAUGCGAUGUUGGUUCGCUCCUGUUCACGUCUGCUUGAGUGUAUCGAGCUGGACGGCUCAGUCGGACAGCUGCUGUUGCAGACGGUACAGGCCCAGCAGAAGCUCUUCCACUCUGGGACGGCCGCGCUGGUGUUUCUGGCUGGAGUCUGGAGUAGAGUUGCAUUAGAGUGUCUAAACAGAGGAAUAACUGUGUUGGAUAUCAAAACAGCCAUGAGGAAAGACUGGAGGUGUGUUUGGAGGUAUGCAAACAAUCGGCUCUAAGUGUGGAAGAAGUUUCUCGCCAGAUGACUGCAAACCUACCUCAGCACUUAAAUCAGAGAUUCAGGACACAAAGAGGCAGCACAUGGAUGUUAAACACUCUCAGAAUCUCAGGUUGACACUCAAACACAGCAGACACUUUAAUGUCCAUGAUGCACAGACUGAAAACACACAAACGGCUCUGAAUGACGUAACUCACAUAGCACAAGCCGUCAGCCACCGAUGCGACUUGCAAGUUGCAAUCCAAAAACACAGAAAAUGCACAAAACAGAUCUUUGGAUAUUCAAAAACUGGUCACGUGCCUCAUUCCAGGCCUGUCUGAGGAGAAAUCAAGCGUGUUUCAUGGCUUUGUGACGUUGCUCUCAGUCGAACAGGCCUCUGUGGUUCGACGCCU
Molecule: messenger RNA, 817 nt
Organism: Sinocyclocheilus rhinocerous
Lineage: Eukaryota; Metazoa; Chordata; Actinopteri; Cypriniformes; Cyprinidae
Product: Bardet-Biedl syndrome 12 protein homolog
Exons: 2
Coding region: 37-426 (129 amino acids)
Biological process (GO): photoreceptor cell maintenance; chaperone-mediated protein complex assembly
Source: RefSeq, a predicted model, not a curated record